Talaromyces marneffei is the source of this 2118-nucleotide messenger RNA. RefSeq lists its product as uncharacterized. Lineage: Eukaryota; Fungi; Ascomycota; Eurotiomycetes; Eurotiales; Trichocomaceae. Gene Ontology annotation, molecular function: ATP binding; ATP hydrolysis activity. The transcript is spliced from 8 exons. The record is from RefSeq and is a predicted model, not a curated record. The coding region runs from base 1 to 2118 and encodes 705 amino acids.
AUGACAACUGCACCAAGCAUUAUCGCAACAUGCAAACAAACUCGAUUCCAUUUCCUCGACGAUAGACCGUCACGCGAGGUCGACAUUCAAGGCCUCAACAUAAUAGUGCACUCACCCCACCAACAACCCUCGGCCGAAACCACAGCAACGGACAAAAAACCAAAAGGAAAAUCAAAAGCAAAAGCAGACGGACUUGAGCUCAUCUCAAAUGCGGAUCUGAGACUCAAAGCGGGGGUUCAUUACGGUCUUGUGGGGAGGAAUGGGAGUGGGAAGUCUACUAUUCUCCGCGCAUUAGCGGAAAAGCUCAUUCCUGGGGUGCCAUAUUCAACCCGUAUCGCCAUUUUGCAGCAGACUGAUGCCGAGAUUGAGGAGAACAGCAAGAACAGUGAAAUUGAUGAGCUUGCGGACUUGUUGCAACGGGAUGGCUCAGUAUCGACGAAUAGCACUACUCGAAAGACCGCGUUGGAGCAAGUGAUUGCAAGUGAUACGAUGAGAAGUGAGGUAGAAAGAAAGAUAAGCGUGUUGUCAAGGAGUCUGGAAAAGGAAGACCUGCUAGCACCUGUUCUCACCAUACGGAAACUUCGCCAUGAGCAGUUAGCGGAACAAUUAUUUCUUGCGCAGAAAAAUGCAAGUAUCAGAAGCGGUGCAAGAGGCUUCCAAGCAAGAAAGGAGCUCAAGGCAAUUGAAAACCGAGUAGCCGCAUCGACAGAGUUAUUACAAGAAGAUCACGCGAGUAUAGAUGCGGAAGCCAUUCAAAGCGAUACACAAGCCGCGAUUGACUUGUUACAAGACCUGCAAUCUCAGCAUGAAGCGAUGAAAGUCGUGGAUGUUGAGAACCAAGCCCGGAAAAUAUUACUAGGUCUAGGAUUCAAAAAUGAAAUGCUUUCCACGCCAUUCGCAAUGUUAUCAGGUGGCUGGCGAAUGCGAUGCAUGCUAGCCGGAAUCCUCAUUCAGGACCCGGACAUCAUGAUCCUCGACGAACCCACAAAUUUUCUGGAUCUGCUGGGUGUCAUCUGGCUUGAGAAUUACCUGAAACAGAUGCAGCAGUCAUCAGGGACGACAUUAGUUUUGGUGUCUCAUGACCGAUCAUUCAUCAACGCUGUUUGCGAAGAGAUCAUCAUCUUGCGAGACCAAGCCCUGACCUACUUCAAAGGUAAUCUAGCCGCUUACGAGGAACACUUUGAAUUCCAAAAAUUGUACUGGGGCAGAAUGAAAGAAGCCCAAGAAAAACAGAUUGCGCAUAUGGAAGCUACUGUUCGCGAAACGACCAAAGUCGGCAAAAAGACGGGCGAUGAUAACAAGUUGCGGAUGGCCAAAUCGAGACAGAAGAAGCUCGAUGAAAGGAUGGGUAUCCAAGUUAGCGCAACUGGUGGACGAUUCAAGUUGAAUCGUGAUUUGACUGGUUUUCAUCUAAAAGCGCGUGCCGAAAUUGAAGUUCCGAAGGAGGAGAGAGGGGUUGCGAUCCAAUUACCGGAUGCGCCUGAUCUACGAUUUCCAGGGCCGUUGAUUUCGCUAGAGAAUAUUACGUUUAGAUACAAACGCACAAAGCCUGUGGUACUUGACGAUAUUGGCGAACUUCAAAAAGAGGGACGUUUAGAUCCGGCAUUAACAGCGCUGGCGUAUAUUCUGCGGGAUGCCAAUGGUCAACUCACUGAAGGCGAGACCAGGGGGUUGCUAUCAUCGCUGGGACUGUCUGGUAGAGUUGCAUCUGAUGUGCCUGUGUUUCGUCUUUCGGGUGGACAACUGGUUCGACUGGCUCUGGCCAAGAUCUUAUGGAACCACCCUCAUCUGCUUGUCCUAGAUGAAAUCACCACCCAUCUUGACUUUCAUACAGUGACGGCCCUGGCAUCUGCAUUGUCUACAUUCAAUGGUGCAAUUCUGGUCGUCUCGCAUGAUCGUUUCCUAGUACGAUCUGUCGUCGAAGGGAAACGAGAUGUGGAUGCUCCAUUGGACGACGACUUUGAGGCUGAAUCUGAGGGAGAUACGGGAAAUGACGAGACAUCUCGAAGGAGAACAGUCUACGUGCUCAAAGGCGGAAAGAUGGUUGAACAAAGCGAUGGAGUGAACCAGUUCGAGAAGAGUCUGGAGAAGAGGGUAGUCAAGAUGUUAGCCAAUUAA